Molecule: messenger RNA, 2309 nt
Organism: Magnolia sinica
Lineage: Eukaryota; Viridiplantae; Streptophyta; Magnoliopsida; Magnoliales; Magnoliaceae
Product: G-box-binding factor 3
Exons: 13
Coding region: 555-1877 (440 amino acids)
Biological process (GO): regulation of DNA-templated transcription
Cellular component (GO): nucleus
Molecular function (GO): sequence-specific DNA binding; DNA-binding transcription factor activity
Source: RefSeq, a predicted model, not a curated record
CGAAGUAGGAAUUAAUAACUGGUACGCGCGAAUAUCGACGGCCAGCUCAACCACCACCGUAGGCUCAGUAUAUACACGCUGUAUACCGAGUCGGAUAUACGGACACGUGUCUUGAUGACGUGGCAGUUGGCUUGGCGCUCCCCACUUCUUCCUCCUCUUCUUCUUCUUCUCUCUCUUCCUUCCCCCCUGCAGAAGCCUUUCGUUUUCCCUCCGCUUUUAGAACAGAAAGAGAUGAAAAUGGCGGAAUAAGAGAAGCUCCAGCUAGGCUUAGGGUCUGUUUUUCCGUUUUUCCCAUCGAGAUUUCUCUCGAAUUAUUUCAGAUGCUUGGAGAUCGUCGAGAUUUUGAGGAAUCGUGCCCUUUUUUAGGUGUUAGGAGGUGAAGGGACGGAGAUUUUGAGAGAUUUUCCGAUUCUGAGGAGGUCAUCGGCGUUGAAAGAUCCAGAUGCAGCUGCUUGAACUUUGAUACCGGAAGCAGGAAGUACUCUGUGAGUAAAGGGAAUCCAGGCUGUCAGAAAGCAACUAACAUUUUACUGUUUGUAAUUCGAUUGGUGGCUAUGGGAAACACUGAAGCUGGGACACCACCUAAAUCUGAGAAAGCAUCUUCACCUAUGCAGGAACAGACCAACGUUCAUGCAUAUCCUGAUUGGGCUGCGAUUCAGGCAUAUUAUGGACCUGGGGUUGGUUUGCCACCACCUUAUUUCAGCCCUGCUGUUACAGCUGGUCAUCCUCCCCACCCAUACAUGUGGGGCCCACAGCAUAUGAUACCACCUUAUGGGACACCAUAUGCAGCUAUCUACCCACAUGGAGGUGUUUAUGCUCAUCCUUCUGUGCCUAUUGGACCACACUCGCAUGGUCAUGGUGCUACAUCAACAAGCGAGAAUGCGGUGGCGACACCUUUAAGCAUAGAAACGCCUUCCAAGUCAUCAGGCAACAAAGAUCGAGGUCUAAUGAAGAAGUUAAAAGGAUUUGAUGGGCUCGCAGUGUCAAUAGGCAAUGGACAUUCUGAAAAGGAAACAAGUGGUGCAGCACGUGGGCACUCACAGAGUGAGAAUUACGGCACAGAAGGUUCAAGUGAUGGAAGUGAUGGAAAUACCACCAAACAGGGAAACGAAGCACACAAGAAAAGCAGCAGCGAAGAGACACCAGUGACAGGGCAAUCAGCAGCAGGGAGAGAGGGGAGCAAUGACACACAUGCCAACAACACUCAUGGUGGAGAGGCAAAUGGAUCUUCUACUAGGUCUUUGGGGGUUACUGUGGCGGUUAACGGCGUUGCAGGUAAACCUGCAGGAACCGCUCCUCCGCCUAGUAUGACACCGGGAAUGGAGUUCAGAGGUCCCACGAGUGGGAAAGCAAAGUUAAGUUCAGCUACUGUUCCUCCGGCAGCAGGCAUGGUGGUGCCUGUUCAUGAUGGUGUUCCUUCUGAAGUCUGGAUGCAGGAUGAGCGCGAGCUGAAACGAGAACGGAGGAAGCAGUCUAAUCGAGAAUCUGCUAGAAGGUCACGGCUGAGAAAACAGGCAGAGACUGAGGAACUUGCUACAAGAGUUGAAUCCUUGAAUGCAGAGAAUAUGUCCCUUAGGUUGGAAAUGAACCGUCUAACAGAAAAAUCAGAGAAACUGAGGCAGGAAAAUUCUUCAUUGAUGGAGAAACUGAAAAAAGCACAAUUAGGACAGGCAGGAGAAGGGGAUGCUAAUAAGAUGGAAGCACAGGGGGCCCCACCCGUGGCCAUUGAGAAUUUGUUAUCCAGAGUAAAUAACUCAAGCUCGAUUAGCAGAAGUGGGCAGCGGGAGGGCGAGAACCGUGAGAGUUCUAAUUCCAAGGGAAAGCUCCAUCAGCUGCUGGAACCUAAUACCAGGAAAGAUGCUGUUGUUGCUGGCUGACAAAAGAUACUGGCGCUUACACAAUCAAUUUUCCUUUUUUGUUUGUUUCUCUUUUAUUUCCGUAAUUUUGGCUUUAUAUUAUUGGCCUGAAAUUACUUCUAACAGCGAACGGCUAGAUUACAACAGAUUUGACGAAGAAGGAUUAGUUUGAGAGUUGAUGGUUCUUGGUGGGUUGGGACAGGACACGGCAGACGUGCCGAGAUGGACCUUGAAAAGAGGAGUCCCAUUUUUACGGUGAGUUUCUCUUUUAACUCUUUCAGAGCGUAACCUAUGAUCAUUAUACCCCACCUAAUGUUGUUUAAAAUCAGAACAAUUGAAAUUGCUGUAUAUUGAAGUUUAAACUAUGAGGGGCAUGUAUUAAGAGUUCUCUCAAACGUCUUGUAUUUGUUAUUUGAUAAUGGUUAAUGUGAUUUGUGACUGUUGAGACUCUAA